This is a messenger RNA of Telopea speciosissima, 1178 nucleotides long. RefSeq names its product 50S ribosomal protein L25. Gene Ontology annotation, cellular component: ribosome; cytosolic large ribosomal subunit. Gene Ontology annotation, biological process: translation. Gene Ontology annotation, molecular function: structural constituent of ribosome; 5S rRNA binding. The coding region runs from base 63 to 854 and encodes 263 amino acids. The record is from RefSeq and is a predicted model, not a curated record. Lineage: Eukaryota; Viridiplantae; Streptophyta; Magnoliopsida; Proteales; Proteaceae. The transcript has 3 exons.
GCCAUAACAAAACUGGUGCUGCCCUGUAGACUGAGCAGAGGAGACUAGCAGAGAAGUAGGAAAUGGCGAGGUGGUGGAACGGCGCCGCAGGUGGGCUGAGCAGGGCAGUUGCGUUGGUGAAGCCUAGGGCUUCAUCAUCAUCAUCAUCUGCAACUGCAUCGUACCAUACCAUACAGGCAAUACCAAGAGAUUACACAGGUAGCAGAAUGUCCGCCAGGGACAGAGCCCAAGGCAGGAUCCCUGCCGUCAUCUUCGCCCAGCAAUUCCAAGAACUCGACCCUAAUAGCAGUACCAGUAGUGGCAAUGACAGUAGAAUUAGCACGACAGUGUCAAGGAAGCAUCUCAUCACCACUGAAAGGAAACAAAUUUAUUCCAUACUCAAGUCCGUAGAACCUCUAUUCUUCUGCUCUACCACGUUUCAGCUCCAAAUUCGUGCAGGUGCCGGCUCCUCUCACCUCCUCGAGUCCGGAACAGUCCUUCCUAUAAAGAUUCAUAAGGAUCCCGACACCGGGAAAAUCCUAAACCUGGUUUUUGCUUGGGCUCAGAGUGGUUCAGAGUUGAAGGUCGAUGUGCCAAUCGUUUUUGAGGGAGAGGAUCGUUGCCCUGGGAUCUUGAAAGGAGGGCAUCUGAACAGGAUAAGAGCAAGUUUGAAAUACCUGUGUCCCGCUGAACAUAUUCCGCCAAAGAUUGAGGUGGAUGUGAGCAAUUUAGAUAUUGGAGACAAAAUUCUCGUGCAUGAUAUUGAAGUCCAUCCAUCAUUGAAGCUUUUAAAUAAGAAUGAGAAAAUGCCGAUAUGUAAAAUUGUGGCUACAGAGUCAGAAAGCUCAGAAUCUGCAGAUAAACUAACUGCGUAGUCGGGGCUUAUGACACUGCAGAUACUUUUAAAAGCGGUUGCCACCUUGCUAACAGAGAAAUAUGCUUCCUCUUGAAUUGGUGCAUUGAAAUGCAUGGUGAUUCGAAAUGCAUCCAGAAACAGUAUUGUGGUCUUUUGAUGUUUGGUGAGUGACCAUGUUCUCCGGAUGUACUUGACCUACCAGCAUUAUUUGUUUAUUUAUUUUUCUUUUCUUUUGUUUUCAAGUUCGAACUUCGAACAUUUAACAAAUAUCCAUAUAGAAUUACUGAGAUUGUAUGAAUUACCUAGCACAAGAUUUAAUGGUUUAAGAUAUACUUUCUUGGAU